Molecule: messenger RNA, 495 nt
Organism: Aspergillus ibericus CBS 121593
Lineage: Eukaryota; Fungi; Ascomycota; Eurotiomycetes; Eurotiales; Aspergillaceae
Exons: 1
Source: RefSeq, a predicted model, not a curated record
AGCAUCAUCUCCGCCAACCCCACCGCCACCACCGUAGCCAUCACCUGCGCGACCUCCUGCGUGCUCCCAUCGCCCUUCACCGUGACCGAAGGGCCCUCCACCUUCACCAUGAGCGCCGUCUACACCAUCAGCACCGAGGGCGUCGAAGAAGCCAUCACCAUCGUCGAGGACUGCGCGAUUACGAGUAGCUCCCUCGGCGCGUCGUGUUCCGUGUCGUAUGGUAUCGAGGCGACGUAUUUGGGGGUCAGUACGCGCUCGAGUUUCGCGACGGUCACGCAGGUGCCCGCUAGUGAGAUGUUUUAUGAGGCUGUCGCUAUUACGGGAGGGGCGGAUAAGUUGAGUGCGGCGGCUACUGCUACUGCGAGUGCCAGUGCCAGUGCGGGUGCUAGUGGGACGGAGGCCGUGUCGAAGGGCGCGGCCGGGAGGGUCACCGUGGGAGGAAAUGGGGUGUGGGGGAUGGUUGGGGGAGUUGUUGGUGUGGUGGGGAUGGGGAUG